GUAGUGGAAAGAGUGGUUUGAGCCCUGUGCGGUAAGUAAUGAGAAGAAAGAGGCUGACUUAGGAAGACGAAGGGUACACGUGGGCCUAAAGCUACCCGGCACGCCUUCUACUGCAGUGCCCAACAAGGAAGGCGUAUGCAUAUAAAAUCUGGUCCCCAUCAGCCCUACAGGCACCAGUCGUCACCAGUCUUCUCAGAGCCAUCACCACCAUGAAGCCACUGUGCGCUGUCGCCCUGCUGGCGCUUUGCGCCGUCGCCUCUGCCGCUGGCAAGAAGAAGGAGAAGGUUGAGGGCCGUGGCGCUCUCCUCGGAGCUGGAGUGGGGGGCUGCUGCCCCUGCACCGGUGGUCUUGGAGUCGGUGGCGUGGGCCUAGGCGGCGGCCUCGGCGGCGGCUUCGGCAGCGGCCUCGGCGGAGGCAGCCGUUACAGCAGCGGUAGCUACAGCUCAGGCUCGGGCUAUGGAUCUGGUGUCGGCGCGGGUGCUGGGCUUGCCUCAGGUGCUGCACUUGGCUCAGGCGCCGGACUCGCAUCAGGUGCUGCACUUGGCUCAGGUGCUGGGCUUGCCUCAGGUGCUGCCCUUGGCUCAGGUGCCGGACUUGCGUCCGGCGCUGCCCUUGGUUCAGGUGCCGGACUUGCUUCCGGCGCUGCACUUGGCUCUGGCGCCGGACUUGGCUCUGGCGCUGCACUCGCCUCAGGUGCCGGAGUUGGCUCUGGCGCUGCACUCGCCUCAGGUGCCGGAGUUGGCUCUGGCGCUGCACUCGCAUCAGGAGCUGGACUCGGUGCUGGGGCUGCCGGCGCUGGUCUCGGAGUCGGAGGAGCUGGCGUUCCACUGGCAAGCCCCGGAGUAGGCCUUGGCGUUGGCGGCGUCGGUCUCGGAGGUGGUUUCGGAUCGUCCUCGGGCUACUCUGGCUUCAAGCAGGGCUCUGGAUUCAACAACCAGGCAGGAGCAAACAAGGCUGGUCAGGGAAGCUUCGCAUACAACGUCGGUGGCUCGGACAGCAACAAGUAUGGCCACAGUUCCUCAUACGGAGAUUCCAAGAGCUUCGGCCAGAGCGCUAGUGAGGGCUUCAACCGUGCUUCUGGCCAAGGAAGCCACGGUAGCUCGUUCAACAAGGCUGCCGGUGGAUCCGGAGCCCAGAGCUCCAGCUCUGGCACCAAGGUUGUCGCCUCUGGUUAAGCACCACAAGAAACGCCUGUGAUUCUUGUGCCCCUCCUUUACACUCAGAUGGUUGCUGAACGGCUGGAAAACAACGGCUUCAAGAUGUUACGUUUAGAUGUCGGUGAAGUGAUAGCGUG
Molecule: messenger RNA, 1294 nt
Organism: Rhipicephalus sanguineus (brown dog tick)
Lineage: Eukaryota; Metazoa; Arthropoda; Arachnida; Ixodida; Ixodidae
Exons: 3
Coding region: 210-1175 (321 amino acids)
Source: RefSeq, a predicted model, not a curated record